UGGCGAGAAAGUCGGAUUGUUUUGCCUCGUAGCAACACAAAAUUGGCGAAUAUUUAUCACACCCAGAACUUUUAUUGCUCUUAUUAUCAUUCCUGAGGACAAUGACUCCGUGAUCAAUGCACUGGUGGACGAAUCCGUCACCAGUGUCACCGAUCAUGCGUCUAAUUUCACUCGCCAUGGCCACUCAAAAAAAAGGACAUGUCACCCAACCCCUGCGGUCCAAAUCAACCAAUUCUAAACCAAAUAAACCUUUAGCCAGAACCUUAGCCACUGGAGUUAGUCACAAAUCACGAUCAGACAGCUCGAUCAUCAAUGGACUGCGUACACUUUCUAUCAAUGAUCGCUCAAAUGCUACCACACCGGCUUCUACAAAAAUAAGGCAGAGUCCUAUUGCGAGAAGAAUAUCGAGUGCCAGCAGUAGAUGUCAAUCCCUGGAAGAUAUAGCUCGGUAUAUUCUGGCAAAAAAAGCCAAGAAUAUUGUCAUAAUGGCUGGAGCUGGUAUAAGCACGUCCAGUGGAAUUCCAGAUUUUAGAUCACCUGGAACUGGUCUCUAUGACAAUCUCAAACAGUACAACAUCCCGUACCCAGAAGCAAUCUUUGACAUCGACUACUUCACAUAUAAACCCAAGCCUUUCUUCACGCUAGCCAAGGAGCUGUACCCCUCAGGGAAAUACAAGCCAAACUAUAUUCACUAUUUCUGCCGCAUGUUACACGAGAAGGGCCUGUUGCUACGAAUGUACACACAGAAUAUCGAUGGCUUUGAAAGAUUGGCAGGAAUCCCUCCUUCCAAACUUGUCGAAGCUCAUGGAACUUUUGCCACUGCCACUUGUACAGGAUGUCGCAAGACUUACCCCGGAGAAGAAAUCAAAGAGGAUAUCUUCAACAACAAGGUCCCAUAUUGUAGGAACAGACGAUCUUGUCCCGGCGUGAUAAAACCUGAUAUUAUAUUUUUUGGUGAGGACCUCCCUCGGCGAUUUUGGUACUACUUGCGAGACUUCCCACAAGCUGAUUUAUUGAUUGUGAUGGGAACAUCUUUAGAGGUGGAGCCGUUUGCAGGGAUUGUUGACUGCACCCGAUUCAAUACUCCACGCGUCCUGCUCAAUAUGAAAGCUGUCGGGCCGUUUAAGAAUAAAAAACGCUCUAACGAUGUUGUAGUACAAGGUGACCUGUUAGAAAGUGUUCAACGUUUUGCAAACAUUCUUGGCUGGAAACGAGAGAUGAAUGACCUCAUUUUCAACGAGAAUCAAAAAGUUCCUGAGUUUGGUGCCAAUGCCGCUUCCCCUCAAACUGCCGAUGAUUCAAAAAGAGAAACCCCUCCAUCUGUGACAGAAAAUGGUGCUAGCAAUUCCAGUUCUCAAACAAUGCAAGAAUCUCGUACAACCGGACUGCCCCCUGCGGGCAAACACACCACUAAACCGAACAGUCAGAAUGGCACAAAUAGCACAAAUAGCCAAAAUCGGCAGUAUCACACGUUCAGUGCAAAGGGGCGAUUACAAAACCCUAAACCCCCAAUCGCGCUAUUCAGGGGUAGGCAGACUGUUAAAAACAAUGGCAAUGACAAUAAAACAGGAGUUAGGUUGCCGCAGUUGAAUAAGUAUUCAUCGCAGCGUUUCAGUGCAUACCAGGAUGCCCUGAUGCAGCUGAAGCUUCGUCAGCGGUAUGGACCAGGUGCUGCAUCUAGUUCGAGUUCGGAGGACACCAGUGAGGAAUCGGAAGAGAGCUCAUCAGAAUCGGAUUCAGAUGAUUAAACUUUCACGUCUGUUUCUGCAUGGAAAAGUUUUCUUGUCAUGAGCCCACUGUUAAUGGCUUCGUGCUUUGGGUAUGAAUUCUGACAUUUCUCUGACGGGGCGUAAUAAUCUGACGGACUUCAACAGACUAUGUCUGAUAUUUCUUUUACUAGUUUUAUAGUGAUGAAGUAAUAUUCUAUUGUUGUACUAUAUGUUAUCAUGGUUACCUUGAAAAGUGAGAUUGCACAAUUAGAAAUGUCUAAGAUGUGGCCUUUUGCUUCUUCAGACCUUUGGUUUCGAGCUGGAUACUGUAAGCUGAAGUUAAAUCCAAAUCACUGAACUAAACUGAAAAUACUGAUCACUAUUUAUUCAAAGCACCAAAAGAGGGGGCCUUGUAGCUGGCAUUGCCUUUGUGGUCCAGAAUCGUCUAUAUCCCUGAUAUAUGAAUACAUGGUCAUUUGUUUAUUUUUUCCUGUUUUGGUGGUGGUUUAUGGAAAGUGCUUAUUUUUGCCGUAAUUUAUGCUUUCAUUGAUCGUAUUCAAAAGUGCACUUAUUGAUGUUGAAUUUUUGUUUCCAAAUGUUUCCCAAUGUUGCUAUAUUUGAUAAAAGCCAGGUAUCAUCCUUAUUUGUAAAUCUAUCUUCCAGGUAGUGUAGCUUUGUUCAAAUUGAAAAUGCACAUCAUCAUCAUCAGGUUCCUUGAUUAUUGAACAAAUCAAUAGGUUAAUUUAGUCACAUUUCCAAUGUAUAAUAUUGGUUUAAAAUUGACAAGAGUUAAAAAUGGAGAGAAGCUCUUGUAACUUACAUCUUUGUAUACGGCUUAAUAAGCUGUCCUUGUCAUUAAAAUGACAAAAACCUUUCCAAUGGCACUCUCGAAUUCAUCCAGGAUCGGAGAAGGGGUCAAAGUGAUAAAGGUUUUGGUUUCUGUUUAGUUUAUGCUUAAUUGGUAGGUCCAGCUCUUGUAGCAAAUGUUGCCAAUUGUGAAAAUUGUAUGUUCAGAAGUUCUACCAGUUAGAAAUUACCAACUGAAUAUCAAGAAGAAAAUGAAAAUAGAAUAAAGGUUAA
Molecule: messenger RNA, 2789 nt
Organism: Lineus longissimus
Lineage: Eukaryota; Metazoa; Nemertea; Pilidiophora; Heteronemertea; Lineidae
Product: NAD-dependent protein deacetylase sirtuin-3-like
Exons: 9
Coding region: 117-1748 (543 amino acids)
Cellular component (GO): nucleus
Molecular function (GO): NAD+ binding; histone deacetylase activity, NAD-dependent
Source: RefSeq, a predicted model, not a curated record